Molecule: messenger RNA, 2154 nt
Organism: Sclerotinia sclerotiorum 1980 UF-70
Lineage: Eukaryota; Fungi; Ascomycota; Leotiomycetes; Helotiales; Sclerotiniaceae
Exons: 4
Coding region: 1-2154 (717 amino acids)
Biological process (GO): (1->6)-beta-D-glucan biosynthetic process; fungal-type cell wall organization
Cellular component (GO): endoplasmic reticulum membrane; plasma membrane
Molecular function (GO): glucosidase activity
Source: RefSeq, a predicted model, not a curated record
AUGUGUACAAACGGAUUCCCGGAGGCUCUCGAGUGCUCACAAAUGGAAAGACGUCCAUCGACAUUGAGUAUGAGCCCGAAAUCAUAUUUACCAGUUGUAACUUCACCUCUUAAUCCUUCAACUUCUUCGACAUCGGUAAAUAGCAGUGAUGAAACGAAGAGCGGACAAAUGGGUGGUACCAUCUCACUUAGGGAUUCCUCCUCAUCGAGCGAAUUACCUCUUCCUACUUCCACAACCUCAAGCACCAACACUCAACAAAAUGGAAUCGCAAAAAAGAAAGGAAAAGGGUUAAGUUCUCCGCAGCUAUUUCUACGGCGGAAAUCAGAAUUAGCAGGAAUGGGUCUACAAAUUGGAGAUACACGAGUGGGCACACCGAAAGGCUUAAAAGAUCUAGGCCAUGAUUAUUCACGGUAUCCCAGUUCGCGCUCGAGUUCCACCUCCGGCCCUUCAGGACCCAACACACCACUCCCCAUUUACAUAAAUCAAGCAUCUAGCUCAUCCGAUUCUCUUCCCUCGAUACCGCGAAACCCCUUCCGCGAUUCCACGUCCGCGAUCCUCGAUCCCGAAAAUUGGAAUUAUCCAGAUGAUCGCGUGGGAGCAUUCGAUCCUUAUUUCGGGGGUGAAAAGGGUUUUAUACUAUAUGAUGAUGAGAUUGAAGACGAUGAUGAUUUACACAUGCCUCAUGACAAUGAUGAUCGGGAUUUCAAACCUACGUGGUAUGAAUGGUUGGAGAGGAGAAGUUUGAUUAAUGCUAUUGGAGGUGUGUUUAUGGUUAUUGGGUUGUUGUGUGUUUUUAUUUUAUUGCCUGUGUUGACGUUUGCGACGAGGGUUUGGAGCACGGGGAGGGAGGGGAGUGGAAGUGGAUAUGUGGAUUAUGGACCCGCUUGGGCGCAUGUUAACAAUAACACCUAUCCCCUCCUCAAAAACGUACGCACAACCCUAAUCGAUCCUGACACGCCCCAAACUGCAAGGACGAGAGAAAGUACUUUUAAUGGAGAGACGCUCAAUCUAGUUUUUAGCGAUGAAUUUAAUAAUAAUAAUCGUACUUUUUAUCCCGGGGAUGAUCCGUUCUGGACCGCGCCGAAUAUUUGGUAUGGAGCUACGCAGGAUAUGGAGUGGUAUGAUCCCGUCGCCGUCACAACCGGCGGUGGAACCCUCCAACUCCGCAUGGACGCCUUUCCAAACCACAAUCUCGGCUACCAAUCCGGCAUGCUAAACUCCUGGAACCAACUCUGCUUCAAAGGUGGCAUAUUCGAAGUAUCCGUUUCUCUCCCCGGACCCUCCGGCGUUCCCGGUCUCUGGCCCGGCGUCUGGAGUAUGGGGAAUCUCGGCCGACCAGGCUACAAAGCAACUACCGAAGGCGUAUGGCCCUACACCUAUAAUACCUGCGACUAUGGAAUCACACCCAACCAAAGCUCCUCAGAUGGACUUUCCAAGCUCCCGGGUCAAAAAUUAAAUAGUUGCACGUGUAAAGGACAAGAUCAUCCCACGCCAGGAACCGGACGCGGUGCCCCCGAAAUCGAUGUUUUGGAAGGAAGUGUCGAUCCCAAUAAUCGGAUUGGCGUCGUCACACAAUCAUUCCAAGUGGCGCCUUUUGAUAUCUGGUAUCGACCCAACUAUGUCUUUUUACAAAUCCCCGAGUACAACACCACGAGUAUGAAUAGUUAUUGCGGAGGACCCUUUCAACAGGCUAUUAGUGGAACGACCCUCUUGAAUAAUAAUUGGUACGAUGGAAACGCAUAUCAGAAAUACGCAUUCGAAUAUAUACCUGGUACGUCUAGCACGGGAAAAAUUGCCUGGUUUGUAGGCGAUCAGCAAACGUUUAUGAUGGAUGGGAGAGCCAUUGGUCAGAAUGGUAAUGUGGCGGCGAGACAGGUGAGCCAGGAACCGAUGAGUAUGGUGUUGAAUUUAGGGAUGAGUGGAUCGUGGAGCGAGAUUUUGAUGGGGGAGCUAAGGUUUCCAACGACGAUGCAUGUGGAUUAUGUGAGGAUUUAUCAGAGGGAGGGUCAGGAGAGUGUUACGUGUGAUCCGGAGGGAUAUGAGACGACGGAGUAUAUUAGGGAACAUCCGGUUGCUUAUAUGAAUCCGAAUUUGACAGCAUGGAACGAAACGGGAUAUGAUUGGCCAACCAAUAAACUCAUGAAUAAUUGCUGA